Adineta steineri is the source of this 429-nucleotide messenger RNA. The record is from the annotation of a GenBank genome assembly. Lineage: Eukaryota; Metazoa; Rotifera; Eurotatoria; Adinetida; Adinetidae.
AUGCAAGUCAGUGAAAAGAUUCUGCUUAUUGUUUCAGCUAUAGUUGCAGCAAUAUCGGCAUUGUUUUGUAUUAUUGGAUUAACAACUCCAGCAUGGACACUUAACUAUGGUUUAUGGUGUUCUUAUUGUCCAUCAUCACCUUCACAGGGCCUUUCAAUUGUUGCCUUUAUUUUAUUAGUUAUUUCCGUUAUUGUACUGGUCUUAUUUCUUCUUAAAGUUUUACCGAAAUCAAUUCGAAUUGUAGUUCUGAUAGUACUUGUUCUUGCAGGUAUCUUUACAUUAGCUGCAUUUGCAGCAUAUUUUGAUGGAAGCACUGGUUAUUCAUAUAAAUUAAUGGUUGUUGCUCAUUUCUUAUGUUAUAUAGCAUCCGUUGUGGCUGCAUUUUGGCUUGGAGCAACAUAUUCAGAAAAUAUCGGACAAGCAGCUUAA